AUGGAGACGUCCAAUCUGUCAGCACCUAAUCUUAGAGAACCCUCACGUCGAUCUUCAUCUUCACAUUCUACACACGCGCAACAAAGUCAAUCCAAUCUGGGCGAAGAAGGUGCAGUCAGCGAGAACACGCCUAUUAACUCAAAUUCAAUACGCCCGGACUACCAGUCUACAGAGGGGAUGAGGAGCCGGGGAUCAGCAUCGGGGACCAGUCGGGGAAAGUCAAGGGAGUCAUCUCAGCCUCAAAGUGAAGGAACUAAUGGCGUCCCUGAGGCUCCUGGCGACGGAGAAAAUCACCAGAGGCCUUGGUAUAUCCAGCUGGCCAAUCGAUAUGGCAGCAUGGAACUAGAGAAUAAGGGUAGUGUGGCUCGCGAUCAUCUUGCAUUAGAACGUACCUUUCUGGCCUGGCUACGGACCUCGCUGGCGUUUGCUUCUAUUGGCAUUGCAAUCACCCAACUCUUCCGCCUAAGCAAUGCUGGUAAUCUGCACCAAAGUGGAACGAAUUCUUCGUCUCCGUUGGACGAUAUGCAGACAGCAGGUGCGACUGAACGCCUUCGAAAUCUUGGGAAACCUCUUGGGACGACAUUUAUCGCAGUCGCCAUUUUGAUUUUGCUUGUCGGGUUUCAUCGGUUUGUUGAGAGUCAGUACUGGAUUGUACGGGGGAAGUUCCCAGCCAGCCGUGGCAGUGUAAUAUUGAUUGCGUUUGUAGCGGUGGCUUUGAUCAUUGCUGCGUUGGUAGUGAUUCUUGCGGUUGCUCCGGGGGCUGUUGAAACGUGA
Messenger RNA from Aspergillus chevalieri, 774 nucleotides. RefSeq lists its product as uncharacterized. NCBI's taxonomy places the organism in Eukaryota, Fungi, Ascomycota, Eurotiomycetes, Eurotiales, Aspergillaceae. The coding region runs from base 1 to 774 and encodes 257 amino acids. The transcript has 2 exons. The record is from RefSeq and is a predicted model, not a curated record.